GUAAGUCUGAACGUAAUGAACGUACUGUAAUUGACUUCAUAAUGGUAGAGUUGAUUCUAUCCUUAUGACAUAUGGGAAGACAGUCUAAAUUACCUAUGUAACUGAAGUCAUUAUAUAAUGCAAAUAAGGUUUCUUAAAAGUUGGUUGGGACAAUUUGAGCAUCCUGAAAAGUUGGUAGUUUUAUGUCCCUACCAUCCCUAUGCAACCUACGCCCUUGAACAAAAGUCAGUGAAAACCCAAAACAAACAUGACCAGGUUUAAAAGAGUGAAAAUACUGAAGAUGGCCACCACACUGUUCUUCUUUUGGGCCCUAGGCGGAUGCUCUGUAGAAGCCAACACUAUGAUUUGUUUUUAAUCUUCAUGUCAGUGGUUUGUCAUAGAGUCUAUGAGGAGUCGUUCAAGCUCACCACAGAGCGACAUCAAAGCACUCAGCAGUUAUUUUUACACAGUGACUGCAUGAUUGUGAUUUGGAGAGACACUGAGCUCAGUUCACAGCAUCCAUGCUAGGUUUGAGCUUUCUUUCUCACCCGACUUGGUAGUUCCUCUUAUUGUAAACAAAGAGAGUGAAAAACUAAAGCAAACCUAUGUGGAAUAAUGGAUUUUGUUUCUGAGUGUAACGAAGGAAAACAAAGUUCACAAAGUCAUCAAAGUGAUAAUCUGAAGCGGGAAAGUGGACGAAAGGAUGGCAACGCCGCAGUGCAGCUCCAGGCAGAGCAGCUCUCUUUCGUCUUCACCCAGCAGUAGCCGCCUGCAGUGCCUGCAGGUGGACUCGGUCCAACGCUGGAUGGAAGACCUCCGUCACAUGACAGAGGUAGAGUGCAUGUGCGUUCUGCAGGCCAAGCCCAUCGAGGUCGAGGAUGAUAUCCAGCAGGCCGAGCUGAUUGUGUCCGCUGCGGCGGGCACAGCGGCGGGGGAUCAUGUGGCACGCAACAACCUUCAGACACUUCUGCGAAGGGCCCUAGUGGUCAGCACUGAGCUGGGAAAGAUGUUCCAGCGACUGGAGAAGGGACGCUGGCAAAGGGUCCACAGCACAGCGGUGCGGGCAAACUGCCACGUGCGCUCCUUAGUCCACGAGUACAGUGCGGCACGCAGUACCCCGCCUGAGAUGCAGAAGUUUGAGACAUCUCUCCUGGAGAAGUGCAUGGAGCUGACGAAUAUCACUGAGAGGUGCCUACACACCGAAGACGAGUUUUUCUUGAAGUCCAUGAGGGAUGCCAUCCACGAGAUCCUGACUGAUGUUAGUGAUUCGUUCAGCAACAUGAUUGACUUGGCAUUAGCCAAUGAGAUCCAGGUUCUGAUCAAACAGAUUGAAUCUUCAGACAAUGUCCAAACUAUCAGCAGUGCCAUCAGUAACCUGCUGUCCCUAACCCAGGACGGGCCACAGCUCUGCAGCAUUAUAGCCAAGGAGGGAGCGGUGGUGUCGCUGUUUAAGAUUUGCCGCCAGGAUCGCUUCCAAGACCUCUACGCUCACGCUUUAAGAACCGUGGCCUCCAUUUGCUGUGUGGAGGAGGGCAUCAAGCAGCUGGAUAAGGUUGACGGCAUCCUGUGCCUGGCGGACAUAUUGACAGACAACGGCAGCGCGGAGGCAGCGAGGGCCGAGGCGGCGGCAGUAGUGGCGCAGAUCACCUCACCGCACCACACGUCCACACAGCACCUGGCCAGCUUUCUGGAGAGCAUGCAUGACAUCGUCACUGCACUCAUCAACCUGUGCGAGAGCGCCUCCUGUGGCGAGGUCUUCCUGCUGGCUUCUGCAGCCCUGGCCAACAUCACCUUCUUCGACAGCAUGGCCUGUGAGAUCCUGCUGCAGCUCAACGCUAUUCAUAUCUUGUUGCAGGCCUGCAAGGACCGCCAGCGGGUGGACACGCCCUACUCCAAGGAUCAGGUGGUGACCAUCUUAGCGAACCUCUCUGUCUUGGAGCAGUGCGCAAGUGAAGUCCUACAGGAGCAAGGCGUGGAGCGACUGCUGCUGCUUUUAGGUGAGAGGCCGUCCUCCUCUAGUCCUUCUGAGGGUGCAGCCUGCGAGCGUGUGCAGCAGAAGGCCGCUGUCACACUCGCGCGCCUUAGCCGGGACUCUGACUUGGCACAGGCUGCCAUCCAGCUCAAUGCCGUUCCUCGCCUCAUCGAGCUGUGCCGAUCCCCGACAGAGCGGAAUAACAGUGACUCUGUUUUGGUCGCUUGCCUGGCGGCCUUGAGAAGGCUGGCGUCUGGAUGUCCGGAAAGCAUCGAAGCCGCCGACCAUCAGCAGUUAAUCAAACCACGGCUGGUGGACUCCUUUCUAUUGUGUUCCAACAUGGAAGAGAGCUUUGUGUGAUGCUGAUGUGCUAACAUGCCAGACAAGAAAACAAUUUGUGUGGAGUUGUGUGUAUUCUCACAUCAGGACCAUAUUUUCAUGUCAAUAUUUUAUUUAUUUAUAUUGUGUAUACUAUGUUUAUUGCAGUCCAUGUACCAUAUAUUUUCUCCAUUUAUUAUCCAUUUAUUAUUAAAGUGCUUCAAGUUGAGGAAUGGUAUUAAUAGGUACAAUUCUGAGAAUUGGUUUUCAAGGGGGAAAAGUAUCAUCCAAAUAAAUGAUAACAUGAAUAGUAUGUUGUAUUUUUUAUUUAAGAAAAAAGAGCUAGUCCUACAAGAAUGAUGUCAGUUUCUAUGAUUACAAGAUUUUUUUUUAUACUCCAGAAAUAUUAAAUCAGUCCUAAUCAGACAAAUAAAAACAAAAUGCAGAUAUUUUGGGGAAAAUGGAAUCUUAUGAAAAUGAUUGAUUAAAGACAAAUUUGGGGUGGGGAAAAAGCUGAAUCUUACAAGACUAGACUAUUCUAUUUUACGUAGUUUUAUUGCCAUCUGGUGGAAUGUGUAAAUCUUUCCAGAGUAAAACCGUGAAAAGUAUUAAAUCAGACCACGAAAAUAAAGUCUUCUAUUCGGGACACAAAUCUUAAUAAUACUAAAAUAAUGGUGUACCUAAUUAAUUUUAUUAAUCAAAACAUCAAUGAGAUUUAGUUGUAAUAUUACAUACUGUAAAAGAAGAAGCACGUGCUACGUAUCUACAGUGGACAGCUGCCAAUUUGUAGUGUGGACCUGCGGUCACCUAUUCAGAUUUUUUGCCCUCUAAUAUUUAAAAUUUUAAAAAAGAUUUUAAACAUUACUUUUUCUAAAAUGUUAUUUAUUUUACAUUUGUAUUUUUAAGAGGAAAGAAAUAGCAAAAUGCUGAGUGUCGUUUAAUCAGCAUUUAUUAAAAGAUAGGGGUCAUUUAAAAAACAGGAAAAAUACUUUUUUCAUUUUCAAUGGCCCCUCAAUUAUAUCCUGUUUUAUGCUAUUUGCUCUCUCAAACAGUGGGGUCCACUGUAUAUCUUUACAGUUAAGAAGUUGCUGCCACCCUAGUUUGCACCGAUGAAAAAAAAAAGGCUUUAGUCAAUUUACUACCAUCAAUUAAGUAGUGGUGUCAGUUAGGAUCCUUAUAAUAAUAAUAUAAAAAACGAUUGUAUGAAGCUAAGCUUCUCUACAUCAGUUUGUGAAUGUCACUUGGGCAGUUUUUCAGUGUCUACAUAUGAUUUUGCAAACUGAUUCAAUAUGUGUACACAACAGUCAUAUGUUGUAAAAAGGAAUCGAUUUGUUAAGCACAAUUGAAUGUAAUUCGAUGAAAAUGUAAAAAAAAAAAAGUUCAGUAUGCCGUUUUGUAAAUUUUUGUUUAGUAAAAAAAAGUCAACAACACUCAUUCAGAUCACAACUGAUUGUAUCUUUUUAUUGCUUAAGGUCAAUUGGAACUUAUUGUGUUGAAUGUCUUCGAUCAAUUGAUCAAUUAAUUAAAUCAAUUGAUGGCCCUUGAAUCGAGUCAUCGUAUUGCAUCAUUGUCCAAUGAAUUGAUGAUGUAUUAUAUUAUCAUGAAAUGGCUCACUCAAAAAAUUUCUGCCACCACAACAAUACUUUUCUAGACCCGACCCUGUUUAUGAAGAUUCUGUGCAUGAUUUAUCCCGUUGCUUGUGUUUCAUACAUAAACUACACUUCACGUGUUUGCCAUCAAUAUUUGUCAUGAUUUACUGUAAUGAGUCUUUUCUUGUUGUUUGAAAAGAAUAAUUGUACUCAUCUAAUAAAGACAUGCAGCAGUGAAUCAUGGAGCUGUGUGAUAAGAU
This is a messenger RNA of Corythoichthys intestinalis (scribbled pipefish), 4118 nucleotides long. RefSeq names its product protein inscuteable homolog (gene insc). The transcript is spliced from 13 exons. Gene Ontology annotation, molecular function: protein binding; cytoskeletal adaptor activity. Gene Ontology annotation, cellular component: apical cortex. The coding region runs from base 683 to 2311 and encodes 542 amino acids. Gene Ontology annotation, biological process: establishment of mitotic spindle orientation; asymmetric cell division; apical protein localization. The record is from RefSeq and is a predicted model, not a curated record. NCBI's taxonomy places the organism in Eukaryota, Metazoa, Chordata, Actinopteri, Syngnathiformes, Syngnathidae.